Arvicola amphibius (Eurasian water vole) is the source of this 1772-nucleotide messenger RNA. It is a transcript of the gene Smad3, whose product is annotated as SMAD family member 3. The record is from RefSeq and is a predicted model, not a curated record. NCBI's taxonomy places the organism in Eukaryota, Metazoa, Chordata, Mammalia, Rodentia, Cricetidae. Gene Ontology annotation, cellular component: heteromeric SMAD protein complex. Bases 477 to 1754 code for a protein of 425 amino acids. The transcript is spliced from 9 exons. Gene Ontology annotation, molecular function: DNA-binding transcription factor activity, RNA polymerase II-specific; I-SMAD binding; RNA polymerase II cis-regulatory region sequence-specific DNA binding. Gene Ontology annotation, biological process: transforming growth factor beta receptor signaling pathway; anatomical structure morphogenesis; regulation of transcription by RNA polymerase II.
AGGAGCCGGGAGCGCGGCAGCACGGCCCUGGCCGGCCCUGCGAGGAGGCGAUCGCAGGGAGGAGGAGGAGGAGGAGGGCUGCAGAGGCGGAGGGAUCUGCUCACCAAAGCUAUCCAGGCCAGCAAAGUUUGGCUGGGGGUUGGACUUUCCUUCCCGGAGGCGGCACCCAAACAGCUACCCCGUGCGGAAACCCAAACUUUCUACUGCCACUCCGAGUCUCGCGGCCGCCGCCUCCGCCCCGCGCGCCCGGGGCCUGCCCGUCAAUUCGUCGGUCCUCGUGGAGCUGCUUGGGCGCCGUAGUGCUCCUGAUCUCCGCAGCUGCAGCGCCGCGGCCCCGGCCCAGAAGCCGGGGCAAGUUCUCCAGAGUUAGACGCGAAGUUUCGGGCGCGGCGCGGGCCGAGCUGCCCCUGUGCGCCCCCGGCGUCCCCAGUGCGCCCAGUCCCGCCGGGGGCGCCGGUGACCCUCCCGUGCCAGCCAUGUCGUCCAUCCUGCCCUUCACCCCCCCGAUCGUGAAGCGCCUGCUGGGCUGGAAGAAGGGCGAGCAGAAUGGGCAAGAGGAGAAGUGGUGCGAGAAGGCGGUCAAGAGCUUGGUGAAGAAGCUCAAGAAGACCGGGCAGCUGGACGAGCUGGAGAAGGCCAUCACCACGCAGAACGUGAACACCAAGUGCAUUACCAUCCCCAGGUCACUGGAUGGCCGGUUGCAGGUGUCCCAUCGGAAGGGUCUCCCCCAUGUUAUCUACUGCCGCCUGUGGCGAUGGCCUGACCUGCACAGUCACCAUGAGUUACGGGCCAUGGAGCUGUGUGAGUUCGCCUUCAACAUGAAGAAGGAUGAAGUGUGCGUAAAUCCUUACCACUAUCAGAGAGUAGAGACACCAGUUCUACCUCCAGUGUUGGUACCACGCCACACCGAGAUCCCGGCCGAGUUCCCCCCGCUGGAUGACUACAGCCAUUCCAUCCCUGAGAACACUAACUUCCCCGCUGGCAUUGAGCCCCAAAGCAAUAUUCCAGAAACCCCACCCCCUGGCUACCUGAGUGAAGAUGGAGAAACUAGUGACCACCAGAUGAACCACAGCAUGGACGCAGGCUCUCCAAACCUAUCCCCGAAUCCGAUGUCCCCAGCACACAAUAACUUGGACCUACAGCCAGUGACCUACUGUGAGCCGGCCUUCUGGUGCUCCAUCUCCUACUAUGAGCUGAACCAGCGAGUUGGGGAGACAUUCCAUGCCUCACAGCCGUCCAUGACAGUGGAUGGCUUCACUGAUCCCUCCAACUCCGAGCGCUUCUGCCUGGGCCUGCUGUCCAAUGUCAACAGGAAUGCAGCUGUGGAGCUCACGAGGCGGCACAUUGGGAGAGGCGUGCGGCUCUACUACAUCGGAGGGGAGGUCUUUGCUGAGUGCCUCAGUGACAGCGCUAUUUUUGUUCAGUCACCCAACUGCAACCAGCGCUAUGGCUGGCACCCUGCCACCGUCUGCAAGAUCCCCCCAGGCUGCAACCUGAAGAUCUUCAACAACCAGGAAUUUGCUGCCCUCCUGGCUCAGUCUGUCAACCAGGGCUUUGAGGCCGUCUACCAGUUGACUCGCAUGUGCACCAUCCGAAUGAGCUUCGUCAAAGGCUGGGGAGCCGAAUACAGAAGACAGACAGUGACCAGUACCCCCUGUUGGAUUGAGCUGCACCUGAAUGGGCCCUUGCAGUGGCUGGACAAGGUCCUCACCCAGAUGGGCUCCCCCAGUAUCCGCUGUUCCAGUGUGUCUUAGAGAUACUGGGAGUGGAGG